This is a messenger RNA of Parasteatoda tepidariorum (common house spider), 692 nucleotides long. RefSeq names its product acylphosphatase-1. The record is from RefSeq and is a predicted model, not a curated record. Gene Ontology annotation, molecular function: acylphosphatase activity. Lineage: Eukaryota; Metazoa; Arthropoda; Arachnida; Araneae; Theridiidae.
CUUUCACGUGCGUGUCAAGCCGGCUGAGCAAACGAAUAAAGAUAUCUAUAUGAAAUGAAAAAUUUAUAUUUCUAUAUAUUUUUACAACAAUGAGAGUUUUACCAUUGUUUUUUUGUGUUUCUACAUCUUGCUUAUUAUUGAUAAUAUUUUAUUAUUCAACCAAACUAUUUGCAUGGCAGCAGUCGUACUCUUCAUCGAGGUCAACAAAAAAUGAAAUGAAAACUACUGUUUUAAGAAUGUUGCAGUCGGUAGAUUUUGAAGUUUUUGGUCGAGUACAAGGUGUAUUUUUCAGAAAGUUUACGAGAGAAAAAGGGAAGCAGCUAGGUUUAAAAGGAUGGUGUAUGAAUACUUCUAGUGGAACUGUCUUAGGAACAAUGCAAGGGCCAGAAGAAAAAAUUAUAGAAAUGAAGGAUUGGUUAAAACAUACAGGAAGUCCUCACUCUAAAAUUGAAAAAGCAGAAUUUAAAAAUGAAAGGCAUUUAUCUAAAGAAGAAUUUUCUGAUUUCUUUAUUAAACCAUAAAAACUUACUGCUUUGGUUCUGUUUUUGCUUUUUUAAAGGAGAUAACUAUUUCUGAAUGCAUCUGUUGUGGACCUUUACAUCCAUUAUAAACUAUCUCCCUCACUGUUUGUGAUAACAUCAUAUCUGUAUUAUAUAUUUAUUGUUAUUUUCAUUAAAAGUUCUGUCCAAUUU